GAUGGUGCAGGCCCCGCAUCCCGGUUGGGGCUCGCCUCCGUUGCCAGAGCUGGUGGCUUUCAGCGACUCCAAACGGCUCCAACCCACUGGCGGGACGACUCCGCAAGUCUUUGGCUGGAAAGUGAAGGAGGAAGUCUGCGAGGAAGAGUUGGGGACCGCGGAGGCCCAGAGGCAGAUGUUCCGGCAUUUUUGCUACCAGGAUGCUGAAGGACCCCGUGAAGUCUGCAGCCGUCUCCGGGAACUCUGCCACCGGUGGCUGAAGCCGGAGAGGCACACCAAGGAGCAGAUCCUGGAGACCCUGGUGCUGGAGCAGUUCCUGGUCAUUCUGCCUCCGGAGAUCCAAGGCUGCGUCAGGGACCGGGGACCAGAGAGUUGUGCCCAGGCGGUGGCCCUUGCUGAGGGCUUUCUCCUAAGGCAGAAGGAGGCCCAAUUGGGUCAGGAUUGCUUUGAGGAAAUGACGGUGAAUCUUCCAAGGAUCCAUCAAGUCUGCCUGGGGGCCUCUCGAAAGCUAGGUACUGUAAAGGAUGGGUCCCCCCCCCCCCGUGUCCUAAUCUAUUGGUAGAACUGAUCCACCUUACAGGGUGAUGGUUUUACCAGAAAUAGGAAGUAC
Ahaetulla prasina is the source of this 610-nucleotide messenger RNA. RefSeq names its product zinc finger and SCAN domain-containing protein 31-like. The transcript is spliced from 2 exons. The record is from RefSeq and is a predicted model, not a curated record. Lineage: Eukaryota; Metazoa; Chordata; Lepidosauria; Squamata; Colubridae. The coding region runs from base 2 to 562 and encodes 186 amino acids.